Molecule: messenger RNA, 3333 nt
Organism: Durio zibethinus
Lineage: Eukaryota; Viridiplantae; Streptophyta; Magnoliopsida; Malvales; Malvaceae
Source: RefSeq, a predicted model, not a curated record
AUGAAGAAUCUUCAUAUCCUAAUUCCACUCUUUUUGCCUACCUUAUUUCUCUUCUCAUGCUUCUUAUCUCUUGUGCUAUCUUUUUCCCUUUGUCAUGGUCAUCUCCAAAAUCAAUGUCUUGAUGACCAGAGAGCUGUUCUGUUGCAACUGCACCAUGAUCUUUACUAUGCCCCCAAUUUUACUUUCUCUUCCAAAGUUGAGCUUUGGGAUCUCAACACUGAUUGUUGCGCUUGGAAAGGAAUUACAUGUGAUGCUCUUGGUCAUGUGAUUGGGAUUGAUCUUAGUUACAAAAACCUUUCAGACAGCUUUCAAUCCAUUUUCAAUCUCCAUCAUCUUCAACUCCUUAAUCUUGCUAAAAACAAUUUUAAUACCACUCUGUUUCAAUAUGAGUUUGAUAGACUUUCAAAUUUAACUCAUCUUAAUCUUUCAAACUCAUGUUUCCAUGGCCAAAUUCCAGUAGGGAUUUCACACUUAACAAGAUUAGUCUCUCUUGAUCUAUCUAAUCAAGAUUCUUGCUAUAUACGUAAUAACCCAAUUCUUGAUUACGGUUUUCCUCAGAACCUUCAACCUCUGAAACUAGAAAAUCCAAACUUCAAGACAUUAAUCCAAAGUUUGGGACCUCUUACAGAACUCUACUUGGAUAGUGUGAACAUUUCUACGCAAAGUACUGAAUGGUGUGAAGCCACAUCUAUAGUAUUUCCCAACUUGCAUGUGUUAAGUCAGUCGAAUUGUGGUUUGACAGGUGCAUUUUGUUCUUCACUCUUAAAACUUCCUUUUCUUUCUAAACUUUUUCUCAACUGGAAUUCCAUCUCUUAUUUGCCUUCCAAUUUCUUGAAAAUCGCAUCACCUUUGGCUUUUCUCAGUUUAAUGAAUUGCAAUUUGAGUGAGCAUUUUCCAACAGCAAUUUUCUUGUUGCCAAAAAUAGAAAGCAUUGACAUUUCACUUAAUUUGUCUCUUGGAGAUCAGUUCCCAGAAUUUUCAUUAAACAAUGCUUUACGGAUCUUAAAGAUUUCUUGUACAAAUUUCAGUGGCAAACUACCAGAAUCAAUUGGUAAUCUCAAAUUCUUGACAAAUUUAGAUCUCAAUGGUUGCAAGUUCUUUGGACAAAUUCCAUCAUCAAUUGCAAAUCUUACUAAUCUUGUGGAAUUGGAUUUGUCCAAUAAUAAUUUCAGUGGUUUUAUCCCUGCAUUUCAUAGAUCUGGAGUUCCAGCUCUUGCAUAUCUUUAUUUGUAUGGGAACUACCUCUCUGGAUCAAUACAUUCUUCUUUAUUUACUCUCCCAUCAUUGCAGACCUUGGUUCUUAGUGAAAAUCAAUUGUUUGGUGAAAUUGAUGAGUUUCUCAAUGCAUCUUCUUCCUUGAUUGAAACAUUGAAUUUUGGCUAUAAUAGCUUUAGUUCCCUGAAGCUUGACAUAUACUUGAGUUUACAAUUCUGUAACCUAAGUAUGUUUCCAGAGUUUUUAAAGAGUCAAACUAGUUUAGAAUAUCUGGACCUUUCAAAUAACAAAAUAAGUGAUGCAGUACCAAACUGGGUGUGGAAGAAAAGUUUGCGAGUUCUGGAUCUUUCUAACAAUUCUCUCUCAUAUUUGGACCAAUUUUCACUAAACCAAUCUCUAACUUCUUCACUAGGCUCUUUAUCAAGACCUAUUUGCAAUUUAAGUCAACUUGAGACCUUUAAUGCAUCCUUUAACAAAUUAAGCGGGCCAAUCCCAAGUUGCUUGGGCAAUAUCAGUUCUCUCAGCUCUUUUGAUCUACAAAAAAAUAAUUUCAGCGGCAGCAUACCAGAUUUUGCAGAAGCAACCCAAUUAUAUUGGCUUCAACUCAAUGACAACAAAUUGGAAGGGAAGUUGCCGAUGUCAUUAGCCAAUUGCACAAUCCUCCGAGGAAAAUUGCCUGCUUUGAUGGUCCUUGUAUUGCAAGCAAAUAGGUUUUAUGGUCCAAUUAAACACGUGCAAAAUUAUUUUCAAGACUUAGAUGUACUAGACAUUGCUUUCAAUAAUUUUUCUGGUCAAUUACCAAUUGAAUUCUUUCAAGCCCCUCAACUACGGUCACUCAAAAUAGGUGGGAAUAAACUAGAAGGAAAGUUGCCAAGAUCAUUAGCCCAUUGCACAAAGCUUGAAGUUUUGAACGUUGGAAAAAAUAUGAUACAUGACAUAUUUCCUUUUUGGUUGGUGAAAUUGCCUUCUUUAAAGGUUCUUAUAUUAAGAGCAAAUAGAUUUUAUGGUCCGAUUAAAAUUUCUAAGGAUGAAAAUGCUUUUAUAGAGUUACACAUACUGGACCUUGCUUCCAAUAACUUUUCAGGUGAGUUAACUGUUGGAUUUUUUCAAUCUUUGAAGGCAAUGAGGAUGAUGAUUGUUGGCAACCAAGCUAAGCCAGAUUAUAUUGGAGAUAAUUACUACCAGGACUCUAUGACAAUUGUGAAUAAAGGGUUUGAACUUUCUUACAAGAAAAUCUUAACCAUCUUUGCUUGUCUUGACCUUUCCAGGAACCCAAGAUUGUGUGGGCCGCCUUUGACAAAGAAAUGCGAUGAAGUUGGUCUUGGAAUGCCACCCCCUGAGGAAGAAGAAGAUUCAUGGGUAGAUGGCAUAUCUGUUUGGAAAAUCGUAUUGAUUGGGUAUGGAUGUGGCUUGGUGAUUGGGUUAUCUGUUGGACAUACAGUGCUGAAUGAGAUGGGAAACAAAUGGAUGGAUAGGUACAAUCAAAGGAAGUUUGGCAGGCCAUCUAAAGAUAUAGAAGUUAUUGUUUCAACUCUUGCUGUUGCGGUACUUGUGUCUCAGUUCUUUCUCUUCUGCUCACCUAAGAUGAUUGGCAGUAUGUCUGGUUGUAUUGUGCUUGUCUUCUGUUCUAUGGGGUGGUGUUUUUCUAUAGGGUUCCCCUGUCGUUCACCCUAUUGUUGCAUUGAUGACCAAAAAUAUGCUUUGCUGCAAUUGAACCAUGAUCUUUACUAUGCCCCAAAUUUUACUUUCUCUUCCAAAGUUGAUCUUUGGGAUCCCAACACUGAUUGUUGCUCUUGGAAAAGAAUUACACGUGAUGCUCUGGGUCAUCUUAGGGGCGUGGCUCGGCUCAGCUUAGUUGGAAUGGAUUGGCUGAAACAUAGGUUGGUGGAGUGGGUCACGAUCAGAUCUGGUGUUCCAAAUCUGGCAUAUGUUUAUUUGUUGAUGAACCACCUCUUUGAAUCAGUACAUUCUUCGUUAUUUACUCUUUCAUCAUUGCAUAACCUAUAUCUUGGAAGAAAUCAAUUGGUUGGUGAAAUUCGUGAGUUUCUCAAUGCAUCUUCUUCCUUGAUUGAAACAUUGUCUAAAGGCUACAAUAGCUUUACACUAUGUUUGGAUUGA